This is a messenger RNA of Daphnia magna, 1948 nucleotides long. RefSeq lists its product as uncharacterized. The coding region runs from base 482 to 1141 and encodes 219 amino acids. NCBI's taxonomy places the organism in Eukaryota, Metazoa, Arthropoda, Branchiopoda, Diplostraca, Daphniidae. The record is from RefSeq and is a predicted model, not a curated record. The transcript is spliced from 4 exons.
GGCGGGCACUUCAUGGUCACGUGAUCACUGUGUACAAAGGACAUCCUGAUUGUUGGCUCCUCCCUUUUAUUUUUGUAUGAUGCAUAUUUUUUGUAUGGAGUUUGGGAAAAUGCAAACGAAAACAGAAACUUUCAAGGGGCAGCACGUAGCAUAAGCAUAUUCGUGUACAGGGACGACCAUUUGGGUUGUUUGGUUGUUUUGUUGUUUUUGGAAAACAAACCAACGCUGACGCAAGUCUCCCAAGUGUUUUAAUACAGACCCCGCCUUCGUCAUAACCUUUUUCGCUGCUGGGAACGCAACAACAUUCAUCCAUCACGUGAUCAAAUCCCCCCUCCCUAUUUCUCUAGCUUUUCUUUUCUAUUUAGUCAUUUGCGAGAUCCUGACAAGUGUGAGCCUACCUGUCAUUUGUUGCUACCUGGUGAAUCUUGCACUGUUCAAACUACAUCUCUACGAAAAGAAAAAUUAGAAGAAUUUUACAAUCAUGUUGAGCCACUUGAAAAGUUACUUGUUUGGGGCCGCCGAUGAGGCAGCAUUAGAAGGAGCCGCCGUAGGGGAUUGUACCAGUAAUAACGGCGCAGAAGACGACUGGGUCCUCGUCGAUACUCAAGAAGUUAUUGGAGAUGUAGAUUGUGAUGAUGAAACGGUCCUGGGACUGGAAGAGUCCUGGAUUGUGACCCAGGAAGUUUUAUUGAAAGCUGUUGUGAAGCCACCGAUGGGUAGAAAUAAAGGUUACGGACGUCGAAACCGUCAACCAAAAGGGACCAAGCCCCGCAGAUGGAAGGGGCCGAAAAGCAACGGACAAGCAUCAAUCAAGCCCGUCCAAGCCUUGAUGGAGGAUAACGAGAGCACUAGCUCUUCCAUCGCCAUUGUGCCAAGCCCGGAACCGAUGGUACGUCCGGCAACCUCUCCCGUAACUGCGUCAACUGUUCUAGCUGCUUCUAGUGAUGCAAAACAAAUGGCGACAAUCGCUUCCGCACGAAUUGCGAAACAGAAAGCGGACAAAAACUGGAUGUCACGUAAGAACUUGCUGCGGGGCAAUCAGACCAUGAUGGCUGCCGCGGGUAGUAAAAAUCGACGCAGCCAGCUGAUCGGUAGUCGCCUUUGUGGAUCCAACAACAACCGCAAAAGCCACAAAUAUUAAAAAAGAAACCCAUUUUCUUCUUCUUCUUCUUCUAUUUGGCACAUGCUUCUUUUAAUUGUUUACUACAUUACUGACGUCCUCCUGAUUCGAGGGAUUCUAAAUGCCCUCUUUGUCCUCCCCCAAACCAAAAUUUUCCCCUUGUCUUGUCCCUUUUAUGAAUUAUCGGACUGUUGCAUUGUAUGGUGGAUCUCUCGUUUGUGUGAUCGUUUUUGUUUUUGCGUGUAUGUCACCGCGUAAUCAGACUAACGCGUUCAACUAAUCCGCCGGUAAUUCAACCACGAAAUUUUCUUCAUCAAACAUUAAACACCUUUGACCCCCUCUUUCUUCGUUGACAAUUCUGAUUGUCUUAAGGGCUGUCUUUUCAACAAAACUCUUUUGAUCUAACACUUGACAAACAAAAUGUUGAUUUAUUUUUGAGUUGAUAUAUUUUUUUGUGCGACAUAUUUUUCAGUUGAAGAAUCAAAUUUACAAAAAUUCAUCUGUAGCAAUAUUUUUUAAAUCUCUUCUGCAUAAUGAUUUCAGCUAGUAGGAAAUUGAGAGAGUAAAAAUAUGAGUUUAUUCGAUCCCUUGACACCAUACAAUUUAGCACUGUUUAAAAAUACGGGGAAAUGAAAUUUUGAAUGUUAACGGGAAUGUAUUCGUAGCGUUGAUUUGUUGCGCCAUUUUCUCAUGUCUGGUUUCAAUGUUGUUAUUGUUUUUUUUUGUUAGUUCCGUUUUUCCCUUUUUUUUUUUUUUUUUUUUUGUUCUUUUGGUUUUUUGUCAAUGGAUAUGUCGAUUGUUCAAUAACAUCUCGAUCUUAUCACCGCA